CAGCACCACAGCAGCUCUCGCUCAUCCUCGCUCUGUUUUAUUGCACCGUCAUGCACCGUCUCUUUAACGUUCCGGAUGAUACUGUAACGUCAUAAACGGCUGACUUUGCUGCUGAAACCGAGGCUGUAUCACUUCCUGAUAAACCCUAGCGACCAGAAGAAGAACUGCGUGUCUUUCUGGCUGGAAGAGGAGGAGGAGGAGGUUGAGGAGAAAAACUGACACGUGGAUUAUUCCUUUCGAGGCAUCAGGAAAGAAACACACUCCCUCCUCUAGCUUAGUUCUGCGACCAUUGCCCGUGUGCCCGUGAGUUUAGCCUUACUGGUAAUGGAAGUAAACAUGAAAAGAGCGUGAUAUGACCGCGGGGACGCUUUUUAUUCGCCCAUCUCUGAACGAUUACUUUUCUCACAGACAGACCGGAAAGACUGUGAAAGUAAAUAACCGGCGCGGUUGAGAAGAGGCUGCCGUCACCUCGCGUUGAAUGGCAGUUAUUCAAAAAUAUGGCAAGAGCUAUGGUCCAGAUUUGGUCUGUCACAAGGACAGCCAUCCGGCUGACAAGAUCGGAACACCUGGAUGUCACAAGAAGUGGCCUGAACACAACUGGUCGAGGCCUGUGGCGAGGGUAUGGACAGCUGUCCUGCUGCUUGGGACCUGCCUCCUCUACUGCGCCCGUGUUGCGAUGCCCAUCUGUGCCGUCAGCAUGGCAGAGAAGUUCAGCUGGAGCAAGAGGGAGUCUGGCAUGGUGCUGGGCAGUUUCUUCUGGGGGUACUGCUUCACCCAGGUGUUUGGAGGCUACGUCAGUGACCGAGUGGGAGGUGAGAAGGUCCUCCUGCUGUCUGCAGCUGCCUGGGGGUCAAUGACAGCCUUCACCCCCAUCCUGGCCCACCUCUGCUCCCAGCCCAUACUCUCCAUGACACUGGCCCGCUUCCUUAUGGGCCUGUUACAAGGGGUUCACUACCCUUCUUUGGCAAGUCUAUGCUCACAAAAGGUGGUGGAAAGUGAAAGAGGCUUCCUCAUGAGCACUGUUGGUAGUGGCUCCUAUCUGGGCACACUGGUGAUUGGAGGAGCCGGCUCCCUCAUGCUGGAUUUGUAUGGCUGGGAGAGUGUUUUUUAUGUCUCUGGUCUCCUGUCAGUCUUGUGGGCCUACUGCAUGUGGAAAUAUCUACUAAAAGGAGAAGGGCCAAUAAUCACAUUGGAGUCCCUGGGCAGUGGUGGGACCCAGACCAAAAUUACCAAAAGACAUUGGUUACGACUUCUCAAACAACCUGCAGUCUGCGCUGUGAUAGUGACGCACCUUUGCACAGCGAGCACUUUUUUCACUCUUUUGUCGUGGCUGCCAACAUUCUUUAAAGACACUUUCCCCGAUGCCAAGGGCUGGGUGUUUAAUGUCAUUCCGUGGUUGGUGGCCAUACCCUCUUCUCUCUUCAGUGGCUGCCUGUCUGACCACCUCAUUAGUCAAGGUUUUGAUACAGCUUCAGUGAGGAAGUUGAUGCAGUUUUUCUCCAUGGGUAUGUCCAGUGUGUUUACCCUCCUUCUGUGUGGCAACACCACCUUCCCCUGGGCUGUAGCAUUUGUGUCGGCCACCAUGGGCCUCACCACCUUCAGUCACAGCGGUGUUUCUGUAAAUGUUCAAGAUCUUGCUCCUUCAUGUGCUGGAGCUCUGUUUGGUGUUAUGAAUACAUGUGGUGCAUUCUCAGGAGUCCUAAUGGUGUAUUUCUCGGGGUAUCUCAUUGAGGCAACAGGCUCGUGGGCAUCUGUGUUUGCCCUCAUCACCACAGUCAACCUGCUGGGCCUUUUCAUCUUCCUGGCUUAUGCUGAAGCACGUCGGGUCGAUAUUGACUCUAGUAAGGUCCGCCAUAACAUCCACAUCUAAGUCGUCAGAGGGACCAUAGUGUUGUUCCCAAGCGAGAUGCGACCUUGGACAAUCACCAGCUAGGAUAUUAUCCACACUGGAUUAUUAUCCAAUGGGUAACAAGCUGCACUGGGAUAAAACCUGCAGAAAACAUCUCAGAAAAGUCUGAUUGGCUCUGUCUGGUUACGGAGUACGGUAGAAGUUACUGAGAAGCACACAGCAGACUCUGCACAACGUUACUGAAAAGUCUUAAAAUGUUCCAGUCUUGAAUCCUGGAAGAAUGAAUUUAGAUGAUACUUUCUAGGUUAAGUAAAAUAUGGGAGGAAAAGCCUAAACAGUUGCGGGCAAACUGUUCACACUUGUCUGUCUUUCGGUACAGACUGUGUUACUUCGAACUAGAAAAGUCACAGAUUAUUUUUCUGGUUUAGGAUGUGCUCAUGAUGACUGUGGUAGUGUCAGGAGCUGUCUGACAGCUGCGACAGAAAAAGACGUUGUGCCUUUCUUUCCCUGCGGGGAUGGGGGAGGCACACCCACUGGGUGACCCAAGGAAGGGCCAACAUCUCAUACCUGGAGUCUUUAUUAAUGUGCCCCACUCACCCGUCACUGAGAGAAAUGUGUGAGAGACACCUCAUUACCCAGUCACUAAUUACUUGGCAGGAGCUCUAAUGUUCUGUACAAGUUACUCUCUGUCGUCCUCGUCUCCAUGGUUACAAGCUCACUUUAUCAUUUAUGAUGGGGUCACAGGAAACUUUAUGGUAGCGAUGCUUUGACUGAAUUUGUUCUUUGUCUCAAGGAAUGUGUUGCAAGUUGAAAGACCAAAGGUUAGCUCUUUUUUCCCUGUAAUUUCCAAUUUAUGUAUUUGGAAUGUCUCUACGUUGUUUUGAGUAUUCUUAUGUUUAUAUAUAUGUGGCUGAAAGUCCUUUAAAUGCUUUCUUUUAAGGCGAAAGAGGAGAUUAUGGAAAUAUUAAGUUAUAGGACAAAAUAAGUAUUUUGCUAAGGU
Messenger RNA from Melanotaenia boesemani (Boeseman's rainbowfish), 2849 nucleotides. RefSeq names its product solute carrier family 17 member 9b (gene slc17a9b). The transcript has 13 exons. Lineage: Eukaryota; Metazoa; Chordata; Actinopteri; Atheriniformes; Melanotaeniidae. Gene Ontology annotation, biological process: transmembrane transport. Gene Ontology annotation, molecular function: transmembrane transporter activity. The record is from RefSeq and is a predicted model, not a curated record. Gene Ontology annotation, cellular component: membrane. The coding region runs from base 479 to 1870 and encodes 463 amino acids.